Aspergillus nidulans FGSC A4 is the source of this 702-nucleotide messenger RNA. RefSeq names its product HesB/IscA family protein. NCBI's taxonomy places the organism in Eukaryota, Fungi, Ascomycota, Eurotiomycetes, Eurotiales, Aspergillaceae. Gene Ontology annotation, molecular function: iron-sulfur cluster binding. Gene Ontology annotation, biological process: iron-sulfur cluster assembly. Bases 1 to 702 code for a protein of 233 amino acids. The record is from RefSeq and is a predicted model, not a curated record. The transcript is spliced from 2 exons.
AUGUCACGUCCAGCAGUGUCAUCCGCCGCUCGCCAGAUGCUCUGGGCUCGUCGCGCCGUCCCUGCCACCCCUCAUGUCUCAUGCUCGAGUCCAACAUUGAACUUCGCAUCGUUUUGUCAUGCUUCAUACCGAACAUUGGCCAUUUCGACAUCUCCUGCGCCAGCGCGGAAUAUUCGACCUAGGAUAUCGAAGCAAUUCCUGAGCCGAACACAACCUCGCUCAGCGUUCUCCUCAACGACUGCCACAUCCGCGGCUCAAGUUACGCAGAAUCCAAGGACCGAUGACGAUGGAAACACAUUAAUGGUGGAAAUCUCAGAGCGAGCUGCAAAUCGCCUCCGUCAAAUAACAGACCCAUCUUCGUCGCCCUCCGCCACAAAGGAUGAAAACCCCUACCAUCACCUUCGCAUCACCGUCACCAGCGGCGGUUGUCACGGCUUCCAGUACCUGAUGUCACUCGAGCCGGCAUCCAAAAUCGAUCCUGAAGAGGACACGAUAUUUGAAGCAGAGCCGCCGGAGCAGGGUUCGGAUGUGGCGGGCAAUGGCACUGCGAAGAUCGUCAUGGAUGAGCCCUCGUUGGAACUUUUGUCUGGGAGUACAGUUGACUAUACGACUGAGCUGAUCGGGAGCCAGUUCAAGAUAGUGGAUAACCCACGCGCGACGAGCAGUUGUGGGUGUGGGACCAGCUUUGAUGUUGUUGAUUAG